AUGCACAGUGUGUUCUCCAUGAAGGAAUUGGGUGACAUCGCUUAUUUUCUUGGUAUUUCGGUCCAGCCUACCAGCUCAGGAUAUCUUUUAUCUCAGUCUAAAUAUGCCAAAGAAAUUCUACUUAAAGCUGGCUUGUCAUCUUGUAAGUCUUGCCCUUCACCCAUUUCAGUCAAGCCUAGUGUUCCUCCAAAUGCUGCUUUACCAUUUUCUGAUCCAGCUCUUUAUAGAAGUAUUGUUGGUGCCUUACAAUAUCUCACCAUUACCAGACCAGAUCUGUCUCUCUCUGUUAACCAGGCUUGUCAACAUAUGCAUGCCCCUACCAUUGAACAUUUUGCUGCCGUGAAGAGAAUUCUUAGAUAUGUUCAAGGCACCAUCACUCAUGGCUUGUCUUUCUCCUCCAGUACUUUUGAUGUGCAUGGGUAUUCCGAUUCCAAUUGGGCAGGAGAUGUUCUUGAUAGAAAAUCAACGACUGGUUACUGUGUUUUCUUGGGGUCCAAUUUGGUCUCUUGGUCUGCCAAAAAGCAGGCCACAGUCUCUCGCUCUUCCACUGAAGCUGAAUAUAGAGCUUUAGCCAAUACCACUGCUGAGUUAAGUUGGAUUUCCAUGCUGCUCACUAAAAUGAGUAUUUCUUCCCCUACUACACCCAUACUCUGGUGUGAUAACCUCUCUGCAAUAGCUCUAGCUUCCAAUCCCGUGUUCCACUCACGUUCCAAGCAUAUCGAAAUCGAUUGUCAUUUUGUCCGAGAUAAGGUUUUGGCUAAGCAAUUUCAGUUGCAAUACAUUCCAACUAUGGAUCAGCUUGCUGAUCUGUUUACUAAACCUGUCAGCGUAUCUCGGUUUCAAUAUCUCAAGUCCAAGCUCAUGGUUCUUGAUCGCCCCAUCAGCUUGCAGGGGACUAUUGAAGAUACUGCUUCAACAGAUUCUGGUACAACUACUACUGCAACAGAUUCUGGUACAACUACUGCUGCAAGAAAUAACUGCUCUAACUAA
This is a messenger RNA of Camellia sinensis, 990 nucleotides long. Lineage: Eukaryota; Viridiplantae; Streptophyta; Magnoliopsida; Ericales; Theaceae. The record is from RefSeq and is a predicted model, not a curated record.